GAACCACUGUAUCCAUUUCACUUCCUUUUCCGUAUCCACACUCUCUAUCCCAGAACCAAAGAUGAGCGACGAAACGAGUGAAGUUCCACGUGGACCACCCCGUCUAAAUGAGAGGAUCCUUUCGUCUCUGUCAAAGAGAUCAGUUGCUGCACAUUCUUGGCAUGAUCUUGAGAGUGGAUCUGAAGCUCCAACCGUUGUCAAUUGUGUUGUUGAGAUAUCAAAAGGUAGUAAGGUCAAAUAUGAACUUGACAAAAAGACCGGAAUGAUUAAGGUUGAUCGGAUUUUGUAUUCCUCAGUCGUCUAUCCUCACAACUACGGUUUCAUCCCUCGCACACUAUGUGAAGACAAUGAUCCUAUGGAUAUUUUGGUUAUCAUGCAGGAGCCAGUUCUUCCUGGAUGUUUUUUGAGAGCCAGACCCCUUGGACUUAUGCCCAUGAUUGACCAGGGGGAGAAAGAUGAUAAGAUCAUUGCAGUUUGUGUUGAUGAUCCAGAGUACAAACAUUUCACUGAUAUCAAACAACUUCCCCCUCACCGCCUUACUGAGAUACGCCGUUUCUUCGAGGACUACAAGAAAAAUGAGAACAAGGAGGUUGCAGUCAAUGAUAUUUUACCUGCAGACACUGCUAUUGAAGCCAUCCAGCAUUCAAUGGACCUUUAUAACGAGUACAUCUUAGAAACAUUGAAGCAGGACAAAUGACCUAAUACCACGUCUCUUACUAUGAUUUCGUUAAACUUUUUUAAAUUUUAUUUCCUUUAUCUUUCACGUUUUCUGCAAAAUAUUCAAUGU
This is a messenger RNA of Hibiscus syriacus, 787 nucleotides long. RefSeq names its product soluble inorganic pyrophosphatase 1-like. The record is from RefSeq and is a predicted model, not a curated record. The transcript is spliced from 9 exons. Bases 62 to 697 code for a protein of 211 amino acids. Gene Ontology annotation, molecular function: magnesium ion binding; inorganic diphosphate phosphatase activity. Gene Ontology annotation, biological process: phosphate-containing compound metabolic process. Lineage: Eukaryota; Viridiplantae; Streptophyta; Magnoliopsida; Malvales; Malvaceae. Gene Ontology annotation, cellular component: cytoplasm.